CUCUCCACCUCUCCCUCGCAAAGCAGCUUCACGCUCGCUUCCUCUUCUCUCCUUUCUCCCAAGACGACGUCGUUAAGUCCUCCCUUGUCGACAUGUACUCCAAAUUCUCCCUCCCUCUCUACGCCCGCGCCGUUUUUGAUUCCAUCUCGUCCUUUAAUAAGGCCUCUUGGACCGCCAUGAUAUCGGGCUAUGCACGUAACGGUUUCAAGAACGAAGCUUUGAAGCUAUUUCGAGAAGCUCCCAAGAGGGACUUGUUUGCUUGGACUGCUUUGAUUUCGGGGUUUGUUCAGAGUGGGAACGGUGUUGAUGCAUUGCACCUGUUUGUGAAAAUGCUUCGUGAAGAGGUUGAGAUUUUGGACCCUUUGGUUCUCUCUAGUGUAGUUGGGGCUUGUGCUAAUUGUGCUCUUUGGGAGCUUGGGAAGCAAGUUCAUUGUUUGGUGAUAGGUCUUGGCUUUGAGUCUUGUGUGUUUGUGAGCAAUGCGCUUGUGGAUAUGUAUGCCAAGUGUAGCGACCUUGAUGCGGCCAAGGGUGUGUUCUUUGGGAUGUGGAGGAAGGAUGUGGUUUCUUGGACUUCUAUUAUUGUUGGCAGUGCGCAGCAUGGAAGAGCUGAGGAAGCAUUGGCUCUGUAUGACAGCAUGGUUUUGGCUGGUGUUAAGCCGAAUGAGGUGACAUUUGUUGGAUUGAUUUAUGCCUGUAGUCACGCUGGUUUGGUUGGCAAGGGCCGCAAAUUGUUCAGGUCUAUGGUUGAGGAUCACGGAAUUAGGCCUUCGCUGCAGCAUUAUACAUGUUUGCUUGAUCUUUUGAGUCGAUCAGGUCACCUUGAAGAGGCUGAGAAUCUUGUACGGGCGAUGCCAAUUACCCCUGAUGAACCUACUUGGGCUGCUUUACUGAGUGCUUGUAAGCACCAUGGUAAUGCCAAGAUGGCGAUUAGGAUUGCUGAUCAUCUAUUGAGCUUAAAACCUGAAGAGCCUUCCUCCUAUAUAUUGUUAUCUAAUGUUUAUGCUGGGGCUGGUAUGUGGGAAAAUGUUUCAAAGGUGAGGAAGAUGAUGAUGGUAAUGGAAGUUAAGAAACAACCUGGGUAUAGCUGCAUUGAAUUGGGAAAGGAGAGCUAUGUGUUUUAUGCUGGAGAGACGUCUCAUCCGAUGAAGGAUGAGAUUGCAGCUUUGAUGAGGAAGUUGGAUGAAGAGAUGAGGAAAAGGGGUUAUGUUCCUGAUACUAGCUCAGUUUUGCAUGACAUGGAUCAGCAGGAGAAGGAAAGACAGCUUUUCUGGCAUAGCGAGAGGCUGGCUCUAGCUUACGGGCUUCUCAAGUCUGUUCCGGGAACUAUUAUCCGUAUAAUUAAAAAUCUUCGAGUUUGUGGAGAUUGUCAUACUGUUCUGAAGCUCAUCAGCACCAUAACAAGCAGAGACAUUUAUGUUCGUGAUACUACAAGGUAUCACCAUUUCAAAGAAGGGAAAUGUUCAUGCAAUGACUUCUGGUGAAUUAGGAAUUCUGAUUGAGAUUCCUCAAAUUUUGAUGUUAGCCAGGGACCAUGCUAUUAAGAAUUACUUGUGGGUCUUGAUUGCAGUUGCUGCAGAAUUGUGAUCCUUGUGAUGAUCAUUAUGAGUUAUAUGACUAUUAAAGGUGAAAUUUGCAUUUGCAACUUGAAGCCUGUUCUGUUAAGCAUUAUGAUUAUGCUGCAGCAAGUUUCAUGAUUGGGAGUCACAUUGAGAUGUUGGUCAUGGCCGUGUUGCAACUGUAAUAUUGCACACAUGUCACACUAUAAGUCCAUAAUUUGAGACAUCAAGAGCCGAAGUUGGAACCAUCCAUCUGAUAUUGGUUUUUGAUUAAACUUGGUGGUAAUGGCCUCUCAAUUGAAGUGAACAACUGAUUUGAGAAAAUAUAGAUUGCUCUAUACCUCUCCCUAGAACUCUUGGAACAAAGGGCAACCAGAACUCAUUUCUCAUCACAUUCAAUUAAUUUUGUUUACUAACAAUGCUUCUCAUUUGAGCUGGCAUAUUGGAGUUGCGAUUCAAGUGAGCCAAACACAUGUUCUUUUGUGAAACUUCAAUACUAAGAAAGGUUGAUGGAGAAGAAUUGAGCACAAAUACAGAGACCAUAAUUUAUUUCAUUU
Molecule: messenger RNA, 2113 nt
Organism: Arachis duranensis
Lineage: Eukaryota; Viridiplantae; Streptophyta; Magnoliopsida; Fabales; Fabaceae
Product: pentatricopeptide repeat-containing protein At4g14050, mitochondrial
Exons: 1
Coding region: 93-1481 (462 amino acids)
Biological process (GO): RNA modification
Molecular function (GO): zinc ion binding; RNA binding; protein binding
Source: RefSeq, a predicted model, not a curated record